CUCGCCUCACACAGUUCUUGCUAGUGCUCCUGAGAGGUAGUGUCUCUGUGCCUUAACUCGCUACUCUCAUUCCUGGGUUCGUGUAUCCACUUGCCCUCUUGGAUUUGAGAACUUUUAGCAUUAUUAAGUGAAUACCUAAAUCCGAAAAAGAGAAUUUCUAAGGAUAAAGCCUGGAAUACACUUAAACGAAGGGCUAGCUUGAGUGGAAAACUCCAUUGACGAGGAGAAAGGGAGGUUGGGGUGCAUUUAAAUGCCUAGCCAACCUAAGCGCCAAGUGGCUCUCCAAACUAACACAAUGCUGUACAACUCUGUUGAUAACUACUACCCCGCUGGUACUGACGAUAACAGCAGCGUGAGGAUGAACAAGCACGACGAGUUAUCAGACUUCUCCUCCCAGUCUAUCCUGUGCGCCAUGGACCGCUUUGUGAAAGCAGUCAACAACAUGAACGAAACUGUCAUGGUACCUUGCAGAUUGCUGGAUGUGGAUGUUGAUCCUGUGAAGGCAUCACACAAGGUACCAACUAUUCUGCGUGGGGGCGGCAACCCUUACAACUUCUACACUGUGCUCAACUCGGUCAAGAAUGACCUUAUCUGGGGUCCCACCUCUAAUGACGAUGACGACAACGAGAACGGCACAGUAUCGACUCCAGUAACCAACACAGCAAGAUGGUCCGACACAUCCUCAGUCGUCCCUAGCACUGGUCACGUGAAAGGUCACAUGCGACGACAGAGCACCCUCUCCAUGAUAUCCAUGUCCUCCAACACCUCAGAUGGCGAGAGCGAAGGUGGGUGUGAUGUGAGCGAGGGUGGAGACUCGGGCGUGGAGGGUGAGGAAGGUAGUGAUGUUGCUACCAACGUGAUGGACUCCCUCAGAACACACCUGAUGGGCCUGCAUUCGUGUCUCAACCACCUCACGGACAUGGCCACCUACAUCACAGAUCGCUACCAGGAAGAGGUGAACGCGUAGAGGGCGUACACAAGUAUGCUAGUCAUCACCACAUCAACGCUAGAGGACUUGGGGCGUUGCACCACGCGAUUGUUGGACUGUCUCAGAGUAGGAGACAUGACAAUGUCUCACACGUCUUCUGGGUUGCCAAUUAAAUGCAGUGGUCAAAGCAACUGGGGAAUUAAAGAUAUACCCUACCCUGGUUGUUGUGGCCCACAACUCCCACUGGAGGGGCAGGUCCCCUCGACUUGUCUGUGAUAGUGCACGGGCGCCCCUCACUGUCUUCUUCCCCACACAGUGGCGCGCACCUACAUUUCCAUUGCUGUAUCCUCAUUUUAUUUGCACAAAUCCAUAUUCCCUUCACUUUCCCAACAACAAAAUCAGCAUAAAAGUCUAGUGUGUCUGAGAUACUAUACUUAUUAGCUAAUAAUCGCUGUAUUGUGCUAAAUAUUUUUCUUGCAUAAUUUAUUAAAUUCCAUUCCUCCCACUCUGGACCAAUUUUGUGUAGUGUGGAAGAGGGCUUUAUAUGUUUGGGUGGAGGAGGGAGGACAGCGUCAUUGUGUAGUGUGUAUGUGAGGGUUCAGACUGUGUACACCUUCAUGACACACAUGGCUGUGUACACACACACUCGUGCACGUUUCAUGCAUAUUGUAUGGGAAGUGAUUAUUAUGGUAGUUUUAGUAUAAUUAUUUUGUAUUGAUUAGUCAUAUAUAAAUAAAGUGUUUUGUAUA
Molecule: messenger RNA, 1677 nt
Organism: Procambarus clarkii (red swamp crayfish)
Lineage: Eukaryota; Metazoa; Arthropoda; Malacostraca; Decapoda; Cambaridae
Product: mid1-interacting protein 1A
Biological process (GO): regulation of lipid biosynthetic process
Cellular component (GO): cytosol
Source: RefSeq, a predicted model, not a curated record